AUGCCAUCCCUUGGUUCUGACCUGCCGGAGAUUGACCAGGUGACGCGGGCAAUCUCCUCCGGGUGGAUGUUGGUGCCGGAGUCUGAUGUUCCGAAGCCACCUGAUGUGUCUGUCAUCACUGUUAAGGAAGAACCAAAAACUGAGAAAUCUAAGGGCAUCGCGCUACCUUGGAAGAAAGGAAAGAAAUCAGAUGCCAAAGUACAGAAACUCAAACAGGAGUUGGAGAUUACGGACCACAAAUUAAGUGUUGAUGAAUUGGAAAGGAAAUACUCAGUGGAUAUCAAACUGGGCCUGAGUACUGCUUCUGCCCAGGAAAUUCUUGUCCGGGAUGGACCUAACAAACUGAGUCCUCCGAAAGGAACCCCUGAGAUCGUCAAAUUUAUGUUGUUAAUGACUGGUGGAUUCUCAAUUGUCUUCUGGAUUUCAUCAGCAUUAUGUUUCCUUGCGUAUGGCCUACAAGCUGCUCAAGAUCCCAAUGUUGCUAAAGACAAUCUCUGGUUGGCACUCAUCCUAAUUGCAGUGGUGGUGAUGACGGCCCUCUUUGCAUAUUACCAGGAAGCCAAAAGUACCAACAUCAUGGCUGGCUUUAAGAACAUGGUACCCCAGCAAGCCUUGGCUCUUCGUGAUGGAAAACGGAUUGAGAUGCUGGCGGAGAACCUUGUCGUGGGAGAUAUUGUCUUUGUAAAAGGAGGUGAUAAAAUUCCUGCUGAUUUACGUAUACUGGAGAGCCAUGGUUGCAAGGUUGACAACUCAUCCCUCACCGGUGAAUCUGAGGCUCAGCCUCGUGGUGUGGAAUGCACCGAUGAUAAUCCCCUAGAGACCAAAAACCUGGGAUUCUAUUCUACAACCUGCUUGGAAGGGGCAGCAUCUGGUAUUGUAAUUAACACGGGUGACAAAACAGUGAUUGGACGUAUUGCCUUACUGGCAUCACAAGUCGGGGACCAGAAGACACCCAUUGCCUUGGAGAUUGAGCAUUUUGUGCAUCUGAUCAGCGCUCUGGCAGUGGGAGUUGGAGUGCUUUUCUUUAUAAUUUCUAUCGCUAUGGGAUACAGCCCUCUCAAUUCCGUUAUCUUCUGCAUCGGCAUUGUGGUAGCAUAUGUGCCUGAGGGACUACUGGCAACUGUGACCGUUUGUCUUUCACUCACUGCAAAGCGUAUGGCAAGGAAGAACUGUUUAGUAAAGAACUUGGAAGCUGUGGAGACUCUUGGAUCUACCUCUGUCAUCUGCUCUGACAAAACCGGAACCCUGACACAGAACCGUAUGACGGUGGCACACAUGUGGUUUGAUAUGUAUAUCCACAAUGCAGAUACCAGUGAAGACCAGACCGGGGAAAUAUUUGAUCAGAGUUCGCCCACCUGGCAAGCACUGUCAACAGUUGCCACCCUAUGCAACCGGGCAGAAUUCUGUGCCAAUCAGGAGGAGGUUCCGAUUAGCAAGAAAACGGUCAAUGGAGAUGCCUCAGAAGCAGCUUUAUUGAAAUUUACAGAACAAUUAUUGGGAGAUGUGAUGGAAAUUAGAAAGAGAAAUGAGAAAGUAUUGGAAAUCCCAUUCAACUCAAGCAAUAAGUACCAGGUCUCUAUCCAUAUCCCAGAGGAUCCUGCUCAGAAGGGCUACUUACUGGUGAUGAAGGGAGCUCCAGAGCGGAUCCUGGAGAGAUGUAGCAGCAUCAUGGUAAAAGGACAAGAAUUGCCACUAAAUGAAGAAAUGAGAUGCGACUUUGAAAAGGCAUACUUAUCCCUGGGGAGUCUGGGAGAAAGAGUUCUUGGGUUUUGUCAGUUGUUACUCCCAUCUUCUACCUAUGGACCUGGUUAUUUGUUUGAUGCAGAAAGUGGAAAUUUUCCACUAAAUGGACUAUGCUUUGCUGGUCUCAUCUCCAUGAUUGACCCACCUCGUUCCAGUGUUCCAGAUGCAGUCGCAAAGUGUCGCAGUUCAGGCAUUAAGGUUAUCAUGGUGACUGGGGAUCAUCCAAUUACAGCUAAAGCAAUUGCAAGAAGUGUUGGUAUAAUCUCAACCGGCACUGAGACAGUAGAAGACAUUGCAAAUAGACUGUCAAUCCCAAUUGAAAGUGUUAAUCCAAGGGAUGCUUGUGCUGCUGUUGUUAAUGGCGGUGAAAUCAUUGACAUGAGCUCUGAUGAACUGGACGACAUCUUGAAGUAUCACCAGGAAAUUGUAUUUGCACGGACAUCACCACAGCAAAAGCUACUCAUUGUAGAGGGAUGUCAGAGACUGGGGGCCAUUGUGGCUGUUACUGGUGAUGGCGUGAAUGACUCCCCAGCACUGAAGAAAGCAGAUAUUGGUGUUGCGAUGGGAAUUGCUGGCUCAGAUGCUGCCAAACAUGCGGCAGACAUGAUUCUUCUGGAUGAUAACUUUGCCUCAAUAGUGACUGGCGUGGAAGAAGGACGCUUGAUAUUUGACAACCUGAAGAAAUCUAUUUCAUACACAGUGACCAAGAACAUCCCAGAGAUGAUUCCAUUCAUGGUCUAUGUCAUCAUUAGCUGCCCCUUGCCCCUUGGAACCAUCACCAUCCUCUUCAUAGAACUGGGCACUGACAUUAUCCCAUCCAUUGCUUUAGCUUAUGAGAAAGCUGAAAAUGACAUUAUGCUGAGAAAGCCCCGUAACCCGUACCAGGAUCGACUGGUGAACAUGGAGUUGCUGUCAUAUUCCUAUUUUCACAUAGCUGCUAUGGAAACAUAUGCCGGGUUCGUGAACUAUUUCACUGUCAUGGCUGCACAGGGAUGGCUUCCAAUCAUAACUAUCAAUCUUCGUGUCAACUGGGAGAAUAACAAACUUAAUGACUUGGAGGACAGCUACGGACAAGAAUGGACAUACAGACAGCGCCUGGAGCAGGAGUGGUAUAACUACUCAGCCUUCUUUAUAUCUAUAGUGGUUUGUCAGAUGAUCAACACUCUUAUCCGAAAGACCAGAAGGAACAGCAUCAUAACCCGCAAUUUCUUCAGGAAUAAAAUCAUCUUCGUUGGACUGCUGUCACAAGUAGGCAUUGCAACAUUCCUGUGUUACGUCCCUGGGAUGGGUGAUGCCCUGCAUUUUAUGCCCCUCCGAAUCCAAUACUGGUUUGUUGGAAUCCAAUAUACAGCCCUUAUCUUGGCUUAUGAUGAAGUCAGAAAACUUCUCAUAAGAAACUAUCCUGGCAGUAAGUAUCAUUUGGUUUCAGUAGUUUUACCAAUGAAGGGAUGA
This is a messenger RNA of Pseudophryne corroboree (corroboree frog), 3195 nucleotides long. RefSeq names its product potassium-transporting ATPase alpha chain 2-like. The coding region runs from base 1 to 3195 and encodes 1064 amino acids. Gene Ontology annotation, molecular function: ATP binding; P-type sodium:potassium-exchanging transporter activity; ATP hydrolysis activity. Gene Ontology annotation, biological process: intracellular potassium ion homeostasis; potassium ion import across plasma membrane; proton transmembrane transport. The transcript has 22 exons. Gene Ontology annotation, cellular component: plasma membrane. The record is from RefSeq and is a predicted model, not a curated record. NCBI's taxonomy places the organism in Eukaryota, Metazoa, Chordata, Amphibia, Anura, Myobatrachidae.